AUGCCGGGUCACGGAUGGGAGCGUAUUCUCUGCGGAGGCAGGAAGGGGUGUGCCCGGUGCCCUGCUCUGGGCAAAGAGCCAGCAGCCCGCAGUGUUGCCCGUGGGAUUAAUGCUGUGUUCUGCUUUCUUUAUAGCCUUCCAUAUAAAGAGUUUUUUGGUGGUGUCAGUGGACUGACCGUGGAACAAUUUAGAAAGAUCAAUGGUUUUCCUAACGCCUUCUGGGGAUGGGGAGGAGAAGACGAUGACCUUUGGAAUAGAGUUCACUAUGCUGGAUUUAAUGUCACAAGACCAGAGGGAGACUUGGGAAAAUAUAAGUCUAUUCCUCAUCACCAUCGAGGUGAAGUCCAGUUUUUAGGACGUUUCAAAGUCAUACACACGUGGACAUCAAGUAUCAGGGGGUGCGGCACCCCGGGGAGCUUACACAGUGCCUUUCAGCCAGAGAAGGAAGGAAGGAUUAACUGGCCUGUUCACAGGAAAGGACCGGCAGUGUACACAGCUUUGCCGUGGCGGCAUGUCGGAUUCACAGUGGAGAUGGUCAUUUACGUCUUUGCCAAAACUAGGGCUUAAUGAAUAUUUUUUUAAAUCUAAAUUUAAUUUUCUAUUUGUAUUUUUGUGAAAAAUGUGUUCAAUAAGAAAACAUUUACAAUAUUAUUUAAAUAAAAAAUUAUUUAUUAAAAACUAGCUUAGACUCUUCUCCCAGCCAACACAUUGAUAGCCAUUUUAAAACAAAAAGGAAAAAUAUCCGAUACAAUCUUCUCCUCUUUAGGGUUCCCUACAAGUGAGAGCAGGUCUUGUGUCAUUUUUUGUGACCUUUGUUUGCAUCUGUUAUAUUUCUUUCUGUGCUUUUCAGCCAGAUACUGGUACUCUAAGAUAUAUGGCCUUGUGUGUGCAAGCGUGGCACUGACAGGACUAGAAUGGCCCCCCAGUGACGUUUGUCAGAACGAGGAAGGGCACCUAAUGUCACUGGACUCACUGAGACCGGAGAGGCUUCUACACAAAUGCACUGAAAAUAAAUGCUAGUGAUUUCUUGUAUUCUCUCUCUCUCUCUCUUUUUUUUUUUUGCUUCUCAUGGAAAUGUUUGUACUUUUUUAUCAUUAUCUUUUAUGAAAUAUAAUGUUCUGAAGA
This is a messenger RNA of Manis javanica (Malayan pangolin), 1125 nucleotides long. The record is from RefSeq and is a predicted model, not a curated record. Lineage: Eukaryota; Metazoa; Chordata; Mammalia; Pholidota; Manidae.